Rhinichthys klamathensis goyatoka is the source of this 2604-nucleotide messenger RNA. RefSeq names its product G-2 and S-phase expressed 1 (gene gtse1). The transcript is spliced from 12 exons. The record is from RefSeq and is a predicted model, not a curated record. Gene Ontology annotation, molecular function: microtubule binding. The coding region runs from base 183 to 2375 and encodes 730 amino acids. Lineage: Eukaryota; Metazoa; Chordata; Actinopteri; Cypriniformes; Leuciscidae. Gene Ontology annotation, cellular component: cytoplasmic microtubule; microtubule cytoskeleton.
CUGUCACGUGAUCUUCGAAAUCAGACUGGCCAGUGGCCACGAAAUUUGAAAUGUGGAAACUGAUCGCAAGUGCCAGUUAUUUUUUGUGAACAGACAACAACAGUAAGAUUAAUAAAUAUAACCAUAGUACUGCAAACGAACACAGGAUUUUGGCCUCCAUUUGUUUUCCUUCCUGGCUGAAGAUGGCAUCACUCACUCACAGUGAUUUUGUUUCACUGGCUGAGGAGAAAUUUGACUUUGAUGUUUCACUGUCACCUGCAAGCUCUAAAGGAGAUUACGAUGUUGAGGAUGAGGUCUUCGUGGGUCCGGUUGGUCAUAAAGAGAAAUGCAUUUCUCAUGGAGUGGAGAUUCACAUGAAGGACAGUGUGAGCAGUGGUCCGUCUCUGGGAGAACAGCCCAGCUGGAGCCCUCUCACAGGAGAGAAGUUUGAUGAAAUCUGCAAAGAAGCUCAUCUAGUCGCCAGCCACCUCGAGCAAAUCAUCACUGACUCUGUAGCCGAGAGCAGCGUAGUGUCCUCGUGCCAACCUGAGGAGGCCGAGGCGUUCGAGGAGGACACAACAACCAAACUGAGCAUGUUCAUCAAGCCAGCUGGUGUGCUGAGUCCCAUCAAAAGAGAGACCUUUCUUGUGCAGGACAGCCCGAUGAAGCAGCUUCCACCCGCCAUUCAGAAGCAAAUGCUGAAGUCUAAAGGGAUGGCCAGGUUUGGCAAGCCACGUCUCAGUACGUCGAGUCCAGUCAGGACUGCUGUGACGCAGCCUAAGAUGGCUUCUAGAGGCAAAGUCCUUGUGGCUAGUUGUGGGGUGUUACCCAGCAAACCCACAGCCCAAAGGAACUCACGACUUUCCACCAGCACAAAACUCCCAGCAGCCACUAAAACUAGGCUUCCUCCUCCCAGCAAAGGUAAUUUUGGGCUGAAGCUCAGUCCUAGCAGUAGAAAUUCAAGUAUAGCUGGUUCUUCUGAAGACCUUCUCUCUGAUACCACCAGUGUUGCUUCUGAUGUCAGCGAUUCCUCAUUUAACACUAGUUUGCCAGGAAGAAGCAGCAUUCCAACCCGGAACAAGACAGAAAUGCGAGCUCCAUCUGCUCUUAAAGCUCCUUCACUUCAGAGCUCUAGAGUUGUGGACAGGAGGAGAAACACCUCGUCCUCGUCAUCUUCGGUGUCCAGCAUCAACUCUAGUCUAACCAUCUCUCCAGGAAGCAAAGCCAAACUCAAUUCAUCCUUAAACUCCAGCACUAACAGCAUCGGUGCUCGUUCACACAGCAGCAUGAGCAGGUUGCCCAGUUCUAGCCGCAAAUCCUCUGUUGUUACCAGAAACCCAGAGCCACCCGUCAGCAGACGGACCUCCAUCUCUACACAGGGGAGGAGAGCAUCUGAACUUCUCCCCAGGCCUGUCAAAGCUACGCCCAUUAAGAAAACGGUCCCAUUUCCGCCUCCACAGUUUCAUACCCCAGCAAAGACUACUGCUGAAAAGACCACUACUUCCAGCAUCCCUGCAUCUAAUGCUAAGAUGGGAAGUGCUCUAAGGGAAAACCCUAAACUCAAGGUCACAGUGGUGCCAACACCCACUAACUACCUGAAGGGAGUUCACAAAUCCGAGGUUUCCUCCUCACCUGACGUUCCUCGUAUCAUCAAGCCAAAGAAAUUAUUAUCUGCAUACAGUGUGGAUAGUAUUCCUGAUAAUCUAGUGGGUCUCCUGACGCCCUCGGCUAUGGGCUGUAAACUGCGGAGACCCUCGGCUCUUCCCACCCCAGUCAACCGUCGUAUCUCUGGCAUCCCUGCUCUCACACCCAAGAGCGUGUCACGCCUGAGUAAACCUUCCCAGCUCACAGAGCGCUCAUCGACCUCCAGCCAAGUGGCCACUCAUCCAAGCCCAGAACACAUGAAGGAAACUGAGAAUCAGGAAGAUAAGGAAACCUCAGUGUCAAAUGAGGAGACCUGCCCUCCAGCUGACCUCCAGCCCUGCUCCCUGGUCUUUAAUUUGGAGGAUGACCCUGAAGGAUCUCCUGCCUGUGAGCCAGCAGCUGUGGAGAAUCCCUCUGAGCCUCUGUCAUGUGAUCCAGAGCCUCCUCAGGUCGACAUGAAACCCCCAACACUUCCGAACACAGUGGACACCCAAAAACACAACCUACUCAAGAACGAAGAGAAAAAGGAUGUUAAAGAGGUUUUGCUUGUGGACGCACCUGCACCAGCACCUCAGCUGUCAGAGAAGCUGCUAAUUGAUCUCUCCAACACCCCAGACCUGAUCAAAACCUCCUCUGCAAAGCCCUGGGGAGGACAGUUAAUUGACCUGAGUUCACCUCUUAUAAAGUGGAGUCCAGAGGACAAGAAAGAAAAUGCUGAGAACGCGGCUCCACUGAUCGACCUGUCUUUUUAGAGGACCUGCAAAUUGUACUGUGAACCGUGCCAAGAAAAAAUAUUAACUUCAAACAACUAAUGAAAUGAAUCUACGAGGGAGCUUGGAUGCUGCUGUGCUUUAUUAGUCUUCGAUUGUGACCUUCUUUUUAUUUGUAUCGUCUGUCUUGCAUAAUUGUAUGUAAUUAUGGUGAUCUGCAGUAUUUUAUAGAUGAAAGUUGAAAAGGUACAAAUAAAUGUUAAAUUUACAA